This is a messenger RNA of Manihot esculenta (cassava), 3668 nucleotides long. RefSeq names its product homeobox-leucine zipper protein ROC5. The record is from RefSeq and is a predicted model, not a curated record. The coding region runs from base 783 to 3209 and encodes 808 amino acids. The transcript is spliced from 9 exons. Lineage: Eukaryota; Viridiplantae; Streptophyta; Magnoliopsida; Malpighiales; Euphorbiaceae. Gene Ontology annotation, molecular function: DNA binding; lipid binding; DNA-binding transcription factor activity, RNA polymerase II-specific. Gene Ontology annotation, biological process: regulation of DNA-templated transcription.
UUAUUAUUCACAGAGAAAAAAAAAAAGUGAAAGGGGGGAGGUCAACUGGGUCUUUUUGCCUCUGAUUUGGUUGGGCACUGGAGACUGAUACUAAUGUGGCAUUUUUGAAAAAUCUUUGUGAAUAGUAUGAAUGGGAAGAUCAUAAGCUUUCAACUUUUUGUUGUUUGGCUUUUGGUUCCUUUUUUCUGUGUCAUCUUUUUGAAACCUUUUCGUUUCUUUUUUUUUUUUUUCUCCCGUCUGUUGGCCUUUUUCACGACUGACAAACAGCUGGUCAAGCACCGUAUGCCGUAGAAGAGCUGGUGGAAAUUAGGGUUUUCUUUUUCUCCUAUUUUUCUCUGAUCUUGCUGUCUUUCAUGGUAUUUCAGAGAUUUGUCCUUUGAUAGAUUUAUGUUCUAGAGAGGUAAAAGGAAGGUGUACACAGUGGAUCAGAAGGAAAACCAUCUUUUUUUUUUUUUUUUCUAUUUCAUUGAUCCCCUUUUCUUAUGGAGAGGGAGUGCAAAGUCAUGCAUGGGGCGUUGACAAUGAAACUUCUUUUUCUUUCUUCUCUGAUGAAAAUGCUACUGUAAAUUUGCUUCAACGCUCUGUAGGUGGCUGAAGCUUAAAGUUCAAUUUAUUUUUUUCUUUUCUCUUUUUCUUUGCCGAAAAGCUAACCGAUAGCGACCUUCCCGAUAAACCUUGAUAAACCAAGAGCCAGAGAGAUCAUGUAGAAGAAUAGAGAGAUAAAAGAGAGAAUAGAAAAGGUGUUUUUUUGGUUUUCCCAUUUGGAUGAGUUUUGGGGUUUGAUGAUCAGUAAUAGUAGCAGCGUUAAUAGUCCUGGUGGUGGGGUUUCAAAGAUUGUGGCUGAGAUUGUUACACACCGCAACACCAUGCAUAGCGGUGGCAUAGCACAUCAGCCACCAGUCAUCACUUCAUCGAUUCCCAAAUCACCCGCCCUCUCUCUCUCUCUUAAAGGCACCAUGGAUAGUCAUGGUGAUAUGGGUCUACUUGGGGAACAUUUUGAUCCUAGUAUAGCAGGGAGGAUGAAGGAGGAUGGUUACGAGAGCAAGUCUGGCAGUGAUAAUCUGGAAGGUGCAUCUGGAGAUGAUCAGGAGGCUGGAGAGGAUCAACGGACCCAGAAAAAGAAGUACCAUAGGCAUACUCCUAAUCAAAUACAAGAGCUUGAAACUUUCUUUAAGCAGUGCCCUCAUCCUGAUGAAAAACAAAGAAUGGAGCUUAGUAGGAGGCUUGGCUUGGAAAGCAAGCAAAUCAAGUUUUGGUUCCAGAAUAGGCGAACCCAAAUGAAGACCCAAUUGGAACGUCAUGAAAAUAUCAUCCUUAGACAAGAGAAUGAUAAGCUUCGUGCUGAGAAUGAGUUAUUAAAGCAGAAUAUGACAGACCCAAUUUGCAACAACUGUGGUAGCCCUGUGGUUCCCGGUCCGGUAUCUUAUGAGCAACAACAGUUAAGGAUUGAAAAUGCUCGACUCAACGAUGAAUUGGGUCGUGUUUAUGCAUUAGCCAAUAAGUUCUUAGGUAGGCCUCUAUCUUCGUCCAGCGGUCAUGUCCCUCCCUUCGACUCAAAUUCCAAGUUGGACCUUUCAGUUGGGAGAAAUGGAUAUGGAGGUUUAGGCAGCAUAGAGACGUCAUUGCCAAUUGGACUUGAUUAUAGUGAUGGGCUCACAAUGCCCUUAAUGAAACCAAUGACCAGUCCUAUGCUCAAUGAAGUUCCUUAUGACAGAUCUUUGUUUAUAGAUCUUGCAUUGGCAGCCAUGGAUGAAUUGAUUAAGAUAGCUCAGAUCGAUAGUCCUCUUUGGAUGACCAUGGAUGGAGGGAAGGAUGCCCUGAAGCAUGAGGAGUAUAUGAGGACGUUUUCACCUUGUAUUGGUGUGAAACCCAGCAGCUUUGUUACUGAGGCUACAAGAGAGACUGGAAUAGUGAUCAUCAACAGCUUGGCUCUUGCUGAGACUUUGAUGGACGUGAAUCGGUGGUUAGAAGCAUUUCCUGGUCUGAUUGCUAAAGCCUCCACAAUUGAUGUGAUUUCGAGUGGCGUGGGUGGAACAAAAAAUGGUGCUUUGCAAUUGAUGCAUGCAGAGUUUCAAGUGGGUUCGCCCUUUGUCCCUGUGCGCCAAGUGAGGUUCCUUCGGUUCUGUAAGCAGCACGCGGAGGGCGUCUGGGCUGUGGUUGAUGUCUCUAUUGAUGCAAACCAAGAAAGUUCCAAUUCACACUCAUUUGCUGCUUGCAGGAGAUUCCCUUCUGGCUGCAUUAUGCAAGAUAUGCCCAAUGGCUGCUCCAGGGUCACCUGGGUGGAACACUCGGAGUAUGAUGAGAGUGCAGUUCACCAACUCUAUAGGUCAGUACUUAGUUCUGGCUUGGCCUUUGGUGCUCGGAGAUGGGUUGCCACCCUACAGAGGUACUGUGAGUGUAUGUCAAUCCUUAUGUCUCCAACCAUUUCUGCUGAAGAUCAGACAGUUAUAAAUAUAAGCGGCAAGAAAAGCAUGCUAAAGUUAGCCCGGCGAAUGGUGGAUAACUUCUGUUCUGGAGUUUGUGCUUCAUCUGUACACAAGUGGGAUAAGCUUCUAGUUGGAAAUGUGGGUGAAGAUAUGAGAAUUCUGACUCGAAAGAAUAUUAAUGACCCUGGCGAACCACCUGGUAUUGUGUUGAGUGCUGCAACUUCUGUUUGGUUGCCAGUUAUGCGAGAUAGAUUAUUUGACUUCUUGCGCGAUGAACGAUCGAGGAGUGAAUGGGACAUUUUAUCCCAUGGCGGGAUGAUGCAGGAGAUGGUCCACAUUUCCAAGGGUCACAACCGUGGGAAUUGUGUCUCUCUUUUGCGAUCAACUGCUGUUAGUCCAAACGCAAAUGAAAACAGCAUGAUAAUAUUGCAAGAAACAUGGAAUGAUGCCUCAAGCUCCCUGGUAGUGUAUGCACCAGUCGACAUUCAAUCAAUAAGUGUGGUGAUGAAUGGUGGAGAUUCGACCUAUGUGGCUCUCUUACCAUCAGGAUUUGUGAUUCUUCCAGACGAUACAAGCAGUCAAGGUGGUCCUAAUUUCUCUAGUACCCUGGUCAAAAGGGACAGUGAUGGGGGUGAUGGAGGAGGGUCCAUUCUUACAGUUGGAUUCCAAAUUUUGGUGAAUAACCUUCCUACAGCUAAGCUCACAGUGGAAUCAGUGGAGACGGUGAAUAAUCUUAUAUCCUGCACAAUUCAAAGGAUCAAAACAGUGCUUCAACUAACAUAGCUGAAGGGGACAUGGAAUUACUCUUAGCUUAGUUGCCUUUACUGGGUUCUGGUUUUUGAACAUACUUGCACAUAUAGUAUGAAGAAAGUAUAGCAGAUAGAAUGUGAAAUGAAAGUGGAAGGAGCUAGUGAUGAUGAUUGGCAUAAAAGGGAAGGGGGGGGGGGGCUUCUAGUCAAGAACGAACCGCAAGUCGACAACUUUUUAGCUGGGUGGCGAAACAAACUGUGGAUGGCUAGUUUUAAACAGUGGCGAAGUGCGGCGGGUUAGUGGUUCGGGUAUUGACUUGGUCUGACCCGUCUUUUGUUUAAUCUUACAUAGAAAAACAAACCAACAAUAGAUAAACUCCUAUUACAUGGACUGUUUUAGGUUGUCUUUAUGACAUGUUUUGUUUGAAAUGUUUCUUCUGGCUUUUUGCAUUUGGCGACCUUAAUUGUUAUUGCGUAAUAUUUGAGUUUUUUU